This is a messenger RNA of Rotaria sp. Silwood1, 5246 nucleotides long. NCBI's taxonomy places the organism in Eukaryota, Metazoa, Rotifera, Eurotatoria, Philodinida, Philodinidae. The record is from the annotation of a GenBank genome assembly.
AUGGAAGAAUUUCAUAAUCAAAUAAAUCAAUUACGUAUAAAUUCUCAACAAAUUGAAAAUUUUGAUAUAAGUUAUUUUGUUAAUGAAAUUGAACAAAUUGAUCAACAAUUGAAAUUUUCACAAGAAUUUCUUCUUAAAGAAAUUCAACGUUUAAAAAAAGAUUUAGAUAUAAAUUAUACGAAACUUAAUUAUGCUAAUGAACUUCGUGCAAUUGAUCAAGUAACAUUAACAACAUUUAAAACUAAAUUUCAAGACUUAAAAAAAUUACUUGUUGAUGUUAAAAAUAAAGAAAUAAAUGCAUGGCAUAUCAUUCAGAUUCUUCGAGUAAAUACUUCACGUCUAUGGCAUAUCUUAGAAAUAGCAAUAGGCACUACAAUAACUGAUAAAUUGUUAAAUGAAGAUUUAGAAAAAUUUCUUAAUCUAAUUCAAAUCGAAAAAGAUGAACAAACAAAAUGUUUAAAUUUAUUAGAAAAAGAACAUGGUAAUUUAUUAAUUAAAAUGAAAGAAAUUCAAUUAUUACUUGAAAAUUUUCGUACAUCAAUAUUACAAAUAAUACAAAAUAUAAAUGAAAUAAAAUUAAAAAUAAAUAAUCAACAAUAUAUUAAUGAUUAUAUUUAUGAACAAUCAUCAAAACGAAUAAAUAAUUUAAUUUUAAAUAUAAAAGAUGUUCAAAUUUUAUUUGAUGAUUAUAAAUAUCUUAUUAAUGAAAUUCAUAAUAUAUUAAAAUUAAUUUUUCAUAUACAAACACAAAUUGAAAUACAUCAUAAAACAAUAUUUAUUUAUCAAAUUAAUUUAAAAAAAUAUAAACAAAAUUUAACAUUAAUUAUAUUAAAACGAAUUAAUUAUGAAAAACAAAUAAUAAAUUUAGAAAAAAUAAUUGAUCAACAAAAUCAAAAUUUAAAACAAUUAAAAAAUCAACAAAUACAUAUUAUUAAAUAUCGUCAAGAACUUUAUCAAAAUAUUAAUAUUUUUGAAAUAGAAAAAAAUCAAAUAUUAAAUAAACAACAACAAUUAAUUGAUAUAAUUAAACAAUCAAAUUUAAAAAAAAAAUUAUUAGAAAAAAAUAUUUUUCAUUCAAAUCAUUCUAUUUUAAAUUUACAAUAUUCAUAUAGAAAAUUAUUUAAAAAUCAUAAUAAACAACAAAAUAUUACAAAUAAUUUACAAAAAACAAUUCAAGCAAAUGAACAACGUUUACAAAUAACAAAAAUUGAAAUAAAUAAAUUAAAUAAUCAAGUAAAACAACAAAAUCAUCUAAUAAAUAAUAAUGAAGUUAAAAUUGAUUUACAUACAAAAGAAUUACAAGAUCUUGAAAAUAGUUUAUUAACAAUACAUGAAGAAUUAAAUGAUCAACAAACAAAAGUUAAUGAAAGUAAAACUAAAGUUAAAUUACUCAAACAAAAAAUACAUAAAAUUAUUGGUGAUGAAAAACCAUUAGUAAAAGAAAUUUCAUAUUAUCAAAAACAAGUUAAACAAAAUGAAAUAAAUUCUAAUCAAAUUGAUUUAAAUUUAAAACAAAAUGAAGAUAAAAUUAAUCAAUAUAAAACAAUUAUUAAAAAAUUAAUAUUAGAUUCAAAACAAUAUGAUCAUAGUCUUAUACAAGAAAAUUUAUUAUUAGAACAAUAUUAUCAUCAAAUAGAAAAAUCAAAAGAUAAUAUAAAAAUUUUAAAUAAAAAUUUAAAACAUUCGGAAUAUAAUUAUCAAAUAUUGAAAGAAAUAUUUUAUUAUACGGAAAAUGAAAAUAAAUUAUUAAAAUAUCAAUAUGAAAAUUUAACUUUUGUAGUACAAUUACUUGGACAUAGACAAGCAAUACGAAAUAAUCAAUUAGAACCAUUAUAUAAAACAAUAAAACAUCUUACUACACAACAUCUUAAACAAAAUAAAAUAAUCGAACAAUCAAAAUCAGAUCUUAAUAUUUUACAUAAAUAUUAUUGUUAUUUACAAUCAUAUAAUCAACAAUUACAACAAUUAAUUUCAUUUAAAUCUCUCGAACAUAAUGAAUAUCUUAAUUCACAAAGUACUUCAAAUCGAUGUACUAAUUUUCAAAAUCAACUUAGAUUAGAAAUGAAAAAAAAUUUUAAUCAUAUACAUUAUUGGCAUAUAUUUAUGAUAAGUGCACCAGAUAAAUUUAAUAAUAUAUCAAAAUUAUUUUUAUUAAAAAAAAAAUUUGUUCAUAAAACAAAUGAACUUAUAAAUUUAAAAAAGAUCUUCUAUGAAAAAGAAACUUUAUAUCGUUAUGUAAAUAAUAUUUAUAUACGAAGACAAAAACUUCAUGAAAAAAUUAAUGUAUUCAAAAAUGAGUUUAUUAAUAAAAAAAAAAAAAGGAUAUUGUGAAAUAAAGUAAACUUAAUUUGAGAAUUGUUAAAUUUUCAUAAGAGAAAAAGAAAAAUAAUUUUAAAUGCUUACUACUGUCUAUUGUGUAAUAGUCUGAAUAAUUGUUUAAACAAUAUCAUUCUACAAAAUUACGAUUUGAAAUCGAGAAAGAAGUACUGAGUAGAAAAAUAGCCAUGUUAUCGCGUUAAAUGACGUAUAUUUUAAUGCCUCACAUGUAAAGCAAUUUUUAGUAUUAUUUAUGAUCGUUUUACAUCAUUAUCAUAUUUACCAUUUAUAGGCAUUUUUAUCCCUGUCUAAUUCAUCGAUUAAUUUACAUCAUAUUAAUUGAUUGUUUAAACUGUUAUCUUGUUAAAUAAUAUGUUGAAAUUAAUUGAAAAUAUAUAAACGCUUGGAGUUAAUUUAUAAGUCUAAAUCUUGAUUAUACGAUAGACAAAGAAAUGAUAUCGAUCAUUUUCAAAGGUAGGACUUGAUUAAAAAAAAAAACGUCUUAUAAAUUAAAUUAUUUUUGGUUUGAUUUACAUUAAUAACUAUUAGAUUUUCUCAUUUAUAUAGACUGAAACAUAUCGAUUGAAUUGGUUAUCCUAGUCUUUUGCUAAUGAGAUAUUAUAAUUCAAUGUCCUCCUUACAACUACAAGAAGAUACAAGAAAAAGCAAAAUUAGGUGAAAAAAUUGGACUGGAUAAAAAUCUAGUAUCUUCAUAAUUUACAAUUAAUUCGAACUAUCUUUUGCUAUCUGCUUAACUUAUUUCAUAUUGAUGCCAAAGUUUAUUUUUUCUCAAAUAUAAAUCUCCUUCAAUAUUUUCAUUUGAUCUUUUUUCCUUUUUUUUUUGAAGUUUACAAAGUACACGAAUUUCUUCUUGUAUUGUGAUUGAAUUUACCACAUAGUCGAUUGUUAAAAAGCAAGAUUUGAAAUUAAUAGAUUGAAUUUAUCACCUUCAUUAAGAGAUCGAUUGCUCUGUUUUCGACUAAAUAUGCUCGAAUUUUAUGCUUGACUUGAAAAAAAAAACAAAUCAAAUAGUGUUUUUCGUGCAUCAAGCAAACGAUUUGAUUCGACAUACACACACACUGUACAUAGGUGAUUUCAUUUUCUUCUCUUUUUCUUUCUUCAUUUUUUGUAUCAUUACAGACAAAUCAUGUCAUGUUUUAUCUCUUAUUCUGUCACAUGACUAAUUACUUGUUUUAUAAAUCUCUUUCUUUUUUCUUCUCAUUGUUUUUCACCUGUAGUUAUUAGCAUGAAAUAGGAAAAUGUCCGUUCCCUGUUUUGAUUGUAAUCUGAUUCAUACAAGACGAAUUGAUUUUGUAUAUAAUAGUCUGCAUGUUUGAAUUUAUUUCGUACAUCAUCGAACGUCGCAAGAUACAAGGUAAACAUGAUUUUCGAGUGUCUUAUGAAGUAAUCAUUGUGGUCAUGACAUUUGAUGGAUAAAUACUUUACUUAUAUUUUGUUUUUGUUUUAUUUUGUUACUUUGGACAGAUUUGUCUGGCAUCAAGUGUUGUAUUCUAUUUUUGUAGUGAAUUGAACGAGCUUAGUUUAUAGAUAUUGUUAAUAAAUAAUAUCUAAAUGUUCGUUUAUAUAGUCAAUAUCUAUCUUUAAAUGAAACAUCAUUUGUUAGAAACGCUCACACUAUUUUAACUAAUAGAACUACUAUGAUAGUGACAAUACAAACGAGUAUUCGCAUAGUAAUACUCGUUUUAUUCUUCGUGAUAUUCAGUAUUUGAUAUAUUUUGCUAUCAAAUAAACACUUGAAAGUAAGAGAUAUUGACUGUAAACAAAUAUUGAUCUUUUACCAUUUCCAAAAUAUAUUCCAGAUAAUUACAUGUAUUUCUAUAAUUAGAUGAAGAAACAAGAAAACCUAAUUUUGUACAGUUGAACCUUAAUUUGAUAAGAUCAGUUUCUUACCAUAUCAAUGAUGUCGUUGAUGUAUUUAUAAAUAUAUUUAUUUUCUUUUGUUCUGUUGAACUGUGUUCGAAAUAUAUGAAUGAACAUUUGAAAUCUUUAAUUUCACACGAUGUAAAGAAUAUGAUAAGUGAAUUUGUCAUUCUUGUCUUUAGGGUCCAUCGGGUCCAAAUCGAGAAAAAACUUUUUGAUGGAUAUGAUGAUAUUUUAUAAAUUUUUUAAAAGUACAUUAAGAGAUUCAAGAGUACCACUCAACUCCAGACCCACACAAGAAUGAAACAAUCAGGUUCAACUCGAGAAAUUCUCGUACCUAAUAUGUCCUACUUUGUCUAACAUCUGCUGUUUGAUAGUUUUAUUUGAGGAAGAAAUGAAUAGUUUCAUAGUUUCUAGAACUACAAGUAUUUCAUAUUCGUUAUCAUCUAUUGCUCCUAUGGCAAAGGAUAGAGAAUUGAUAGAUUCAAUGUACCAAAAUGAUUAUGCUACUCUUCUUUUAUAUAGAUCUUUGUUGAGAAAUCUGAUCAAACAAUUGAUUUUUUUUUGAAAUGUAUGCAACCUCAUCUUCUAUUUAAUGUCAAAGUCGGAGCUUUUUGCUUUUCUAUAGUUUUACUAAAUGAAUAAUAUAAAACAAGUGUAUCAUUGAGUUUCUUCACAGUAGCAAAUGCGAGUUACUUCUAGCAGUUAAGCAUUGAAAUAUCAUUAGAUAAACUCAAUGCAUAUUUCUAUUAUCCAAACAUAACAUUGAGCUAGAAAAUAAAAAUUAAACAAAAUAAAUUCUUAAAUAUUGUCUCUCUUGUUAAUGAUAGAAGAAAUACAAGAUUUACUGACAAAAAAAAACAAUCAGUCAAAGAGAAAACAUUUUCAUCCUCAAAUUAUUUGUUUCUAGUUCUCUUAUGUAUGUCUCAUAUUAUUAUGAUGCAUAAAAUUCAGUACUUUACUUUUUUUUUUGAAUUAACACUAUGAUACAUUAUUUACUUCAUAACUAGAUUGAAAAGAUUUUUCUAUAGUUUUCAGUAUUUAUUUAC